Colletotrichum acutatum is the source of this 477-nucleotide messenger RNA. RefSeq lists its product as uncharacterized. The record is from RefSeq and is a predicted model, not a curated record. Bases 238 to 477 code for a protein of 79 amino acids. The transcript is spliced from 2 exons. NCBI's taxonomy places the organism in Eukaryota, Fungi, Ascomycota, Sordariomycetes, Glomerellales, Glomerellaceae.
GUAUCGAUGGGCGCGCGGGCAAGUGGACCACCACCCGCCUUCUCGCAAUUCUAGUGUUCAUCCGGAGUGAUGGCAACCCCUGAGCCAAGACAACUCAGGCUUUGUACUGAUGCUCUUAUAAGACGAACAUAUUUCCAGUCUUCGAGGUAGCUUUUCUCAUCAUCGACCGUUCCAUUAACUCACUUGACCCAACCAUAAUCACUCUUUUAAAUUUUCCCAAGUUCCAAAACCCCAAACAUGAAGUUCUCAAUCGUUGCCGUCGUUCUUCCCCUCAUCGCGGGCACGAGCGCCGCCCCGUCAGUCGUCGAGCGCCAAUCCCCCGCUUGCGUGGCCUACAGCGGCAAAUUCCCUCACGAGCUUGUCUGGGGACAAUGGUUCCUCUGCUGCAACUACAAUGGUCCUGAUACCACAACCUACCAAAACUGCUGCGACAGACAGGGUGCGGGAACUGGAAGCGGUUUCCCUGGAUGUGCUUAG